This is a messenger RNA of Python bivittatus (Burmese python), 1173 nucleotides long. The record is from RefSeq and is a predicted model, not a curated record. Lineage: Eukaryota; Metazoa; Chordata; Lepidosauria; Squamata; Pythonidae.
AUGGCGGCCCCGACGAUGCUGUCGAAGCUCUGCCUGGUUUUGAUGUCCAACCGGGUGGUGCUUCGGUCAUGCCCUCACAGCCACCACCUUGACUUUUUUGACCACACCCUGCGGACACUUCGGGUUUUCUUUGAUCUGAAGCUUGCUCUCGGAAUUUUGGAGUUUAUAAGUUUGGCUGUAGGGCUGGUUAGCAUCCGCGGAGUGGAUUCUGGGCUUUACCUGGGAAUGAAUGAGAGAGGCGAACUGUAUGGAUCGAAGAAGCUCACACGAGAGUGUGUUUUCCGUGAGCAAUUUGAAGAAAACUGGUACAAUACCUACGCCUCGACCCUCUACAAGCACAAUGACUCUGAGCGACAGUAUUACAUCGCUUUGAACAAAGAUGGGUCUCCUCGAGAAGGAUUCAGGACUAAGAGACACCAAAAAUUUACUCAUUUUUUACCUAGGCCAGUAGAUCCUGCUAAGAUACCUGCAGCAUUCAGAGACCUUCUCCACUACAGGUGAUACACCUGCAGCUUGAGAACCAGUGUGGGUGUGCAUGCACAUGUCUGUGUAACAUAUAUAUGCGCACACAGUUGGGUUUCCAAAGUUUUUGCUGGAGCACUAUAAGCCCUAUUCAUUCCAUCCUUCUUACAAGCCUAGUUAACCCAUAGAGAAGCACUAGCCAUGAAUCCCUCGGCUUUUAAAGAAGUGUAUAACAAGGAUGAAUGUACUCUCCAGGGAACGGGAAGGGAUGGGACAGAGCCUGGAACCCUACCUAGGAUCAUGCAUUUUUCUAAUUACGUGCUUAAUUUGGUGGGCUAGGAAGAGGCAAUAAUUCACACUGGGCAGAAGAGAUUGUGUUUGACAACCACCACCAGCAUGGAUCGUAAGUCAUGCAGCCCGGCACAGAAGAAUUCAGAAACGAUUUGCUCAAAAGCUUGGAAAGCUAGCUUACUAAGGUGGCCCUUUGCGACUUACCAGACCCAAAAUCUGAUAGAUCAUGGACUUGCAUGGUGGUAAAAUGGAGAAUCCAAAUCUGAUUGGUGUUUGGUUCCUAAGGAAGGUGUGUGAGUGUGUCUGUAUAUGUGCAAGUACACACCUAACCUGUAUGUGUUUCCUUCCAUUGGAGUAUGACAGCAGAAAGGAGGAGGUGAGGUCAAAGAACGAGCAUUCUUAAGAUGUAAACACAAUACU